CACGUCUGGUGAGCUCUGCAGGCUGGCUACGAGAGAAAGAGUAAAAGUGCGCGCGGGUGACGUAGACAGGCGUGUUUGCCACUCGCAUUCGAAGUUAGUCUACCGCGUGGUUUUGUGGCGCGAGCACCUACCUGACCGAGCACCUGACGCACGCACCGACCUUACCGGCAAAUCCGCCGCGGUCCACCGCAAAAAAAGCAGCCUGUUCUCCCGUUUUGCCAAAAACCUCCUCGUCCUCAUACCCAUUGCACACCAGCCAAUUGCAUCAGCGGAUACAGAAAAAAGCGCAAAAUGUGGUUUGUGGUUCGAUGGUGAAAGCAUCAAUGCGUCCAGACGCGGGCCACCCUUUGGCCUGCCACAGCGAUGUUCAAGUGGUUUGGUGGCUCGCCGCCACCAGGAAGCAGCGAAGCUCCCAGCGGGCCCCGCGAAGUGGUCACCGAUGACCCGCUGGCCAUCAUUUCGCUGUCGCUGCCCCGCGUGCGCCGCCUCCGCCACGGCAAGGCACGAAGGCCAAAACACAUCUACGCGGUCAGCAGAGUGAACCCCAUCUUCGAGGAUGAAGAAGGGGUCGGCAGCAGUUCGAGUGGAUCUUGCGGGGACAGCGGGGGCGGAGUUGGUCAUCCCGCCUCCCCGGGCCAGUCGGGGGUGGGCAGCUCGGGCUACGACAGCCAGGCGGCCGGUGAACGCACCACCUCGUCCUCCGAGUUCAGCGACGAUGCUGCCUCCCCGGGGGUGGGCGGGGGAAACGGGCGUCGGCCGCCCCCGAGGGCGGCGUCGUCAUCGAGGCGGCCGGAGCAGGUGUACCUGGCGGCGCUGGCGGCGCUGGCGAGCAUCCCUGAAGGUCAGGUGCCUGUGCCGGUGUGGCCGUCCGAGCCGCCGAGCGGCGCAGUCGUCGGCCGGCCCGCGCAGCAUGCAGUCGUUGAAUCGCCGCCCCCGCCGCCCCCGCCCUGGAGGCAGCAGCUGUGGGAGCGCCUGACCGAGAGCAGUGACGACGACAGUCGCAGGUCGUGCUGCGAUCUCCAGCCGCCGACAGCCCCCAUGCCGCCGGCGCAGACUUCGCCCCCGCCACCCCCGGCCCGCUGCGCCUCCUCCACCUCGAGCAGCGGCUACUCGGACCUCUCCAUUGUAGUGCCACCCUCGGCGCCUUAUUUACAAAAGCCCGACCUGGCGAUGAAGCAGGAGAUGGCCCUGGUGAGGGGGAGCGUGCGAAACGCGAUGAUCUACGGCACUCUGAACCGCAUCAAGUGCGCCUCGGGCUUGGGCGUGUACGAAAAGCUGCUGGGCUUUUGGCGCAGCCAGCAGCUCGAGGCGCGGCUGCUCUCCUCGUCGUCCUCCUCGUCCAACGACAAGACGGACGGCUCCACGUCGUCCAAGGCGUCCUGGCAGUCCUUCCCCUCGCCCACGCCCAGCAAGAAGAGCCUCCACGACUUUGAAAAGACUGCACAGUAUCAAGCGCCAUCGCAGAGGCCAGACUUCACUUUAGACGUUCCGACGGCAGAGCGUGUGAAGCGCAAAAUCGAAGCAGCCAAGCGCCGCAGGUGUUGGUGCCAGCUGAGUAUGUCCAUCCUCGGGCUCAUCUUCUUCAUUGUGUCCGUGAUGGCAGUCAGCAUGAUGUACACUCGCGGUGAGCGGAUGUUCGGCUCGCUCUGAUCGAUGUUGACAAAGAAUUGUGCAGAAAGCCGACUCCAUCCCGUCUAUAAACGACGAGUUUCAUGCAAAAGUGUUUCGGGGAAAAGCAUAUUUUCCGUUCUGCAAGGAGACCUUCCAUGUUAACCUGAUUUUCCUUGCAGACGUUGAAAUAUUUCCAUUAAAGUGGUAUUUUUAUUGUUUGUGCCAACAGCCUUGCUUAACUUCCAUGAAAUUAUGCAUUUUUUAUUUUCAAGUUGAAUCAAAUUAUCUUUUGUUAUAAGCGUAAAAAUUAUGAGAAAAGCCCCAGUUAUAAAAAAAAUUGUUUAGUUACUUCAACUUCUAUGGUUUUGGUCUUAAAUCUUGAUAUAUUUUAUGUCAGGAGCUUGAGCCUGAAUAGUAAAAAAUGGCUAAUUUCUGGUGAUUGUAGGAAAUUGUGAUGGAAUAUAGAUCCACUUUAAUGCCCCAGUCAUUUUUCUUCACGCUAGAAGUGCUUUUAUUAUGUUCCAAACCAGAUUGUGCAUUCUGAUUGCUUUGGUUUUCACUAAUUUAUAUGGAGUAAAAUGAUCAUUUUUUAGAGACAUUAAUUUUUAGUGAAGACCCUGGCCCGAUGGAGUGCUCAAUCAAGUGUUGCAGAACAUCUCGUUUAAUUUAUCAUUGACUGCUGUGGUUACCAUUUUCAAAUAUUAAUUAUGACUCUUGUGUAUAAUUUAUUUAGUGAUCAUCGCUCUUUGAUUUUGCGCUGAAAAAGUGUUGUAUGUGAUAUAUUAGCUUUUAGGACCCUUUUCUCCCCCUUUUUUGUCUCCCUGUGAAAUUUUGCUGCAUGAAAAAAGUGCGCAAGUACUCUGGUUGUGAUAUUUGAUAACGUCAUGCGUUUGUAUUCAUCUAAAUAAUCAUGGUUUCCUCUUGUACACAAUCGUUGUGUUUAGCGCAGAGAUUUUCUCGUGUUACCUAUCGCCUAAUUUUUCCCUUGACAUCUCCUUUAUUUAAUGGACUGCGAUGCCAACUAUAUUUAUUAGGAGUUAUAACAAAUUGAGUAUUACCCAAAAUGCCUGUAAGUUUAUCAAUAAAUUAAUUAACAG
Messenger RNA from Cloeon dipterum, 2708 nucleotides. RefSeq names its product WAS/WASL-interacting protein family member 3. Lineage: Eukaryota; Metazoa; Arthropoda; Insecta; Ephemeroptera; Baetidae. The transcript has 6 exons. Bases 364 to 1650 code for a protein of 428 amino acids. The record is from RefSeq and is a predicted model, not a curated record.